Molecule: messenger RNA, 1091 nt
Organism: Phycodurus eques (leafy seadragon)
Lineage: Eukaryota; Metazoa; Chordata; Actinopteri; Syngnathiformes; Syngnathidae
Gene: lin7c
Product: lin-7 homolog C (C. elegans)
Exons: 5
Coding region: 148-753 (201 amino acids)
Biological process (GO): protein localization to basolateral plasma membrane; maintenance of epithelial cell apical/basal polarity; neurotransmitter secretion
Cellular component (GO): synapse; basolateral plasma membrane; MPP7-DLG1-LIN7 complex
Molecular function (GO): L27 domain binding
Source: RefSeq, a predicted model, not a curated record
AUGACACUGGGCCGCUAGCUAGCCUGCUAAUUUAGCUAAUCUGAUUCAUCGUCUUGGUUGAGAGCACGUAACGUCAGCGAGGUUUACCAAUUUUAGUUUCCCAUAUUUAUCGUUUAGCGUAACAUCAAACAGCGUCUCGGUAGGAAAAUGGCGUCGCUUGGGGAGCCAGUACGUCUGGAGAGAGAUAUUAACCGUGCCAUUGAACUGCUUGACAAGCUUCAAAGGACAGGGGAAGUUCCUCCUCAGAAGUUGCAGGCCCUGCAGAGGGUCCUACAGAGUGAAUUCUGCAAUGCUGUCAGAGAAGUUUAUGAGCAUGUGUAUGAGACAGUGGACAUAAACAGCAGUCCUGAAGUCAGAGCAAAUGCUACAGCAAAGGCAACCGUAGCAGCUUUUGCAGCAAGUGAGGGACACUCACACCCACGUGUGGUGGAACUUCCUAAAACAGAAGAAGGCUUGGGAUUCAACAUAAUGGGCGGAAAGGAGCAGAACUCUCCCAUUUACAUCUCACGGAUCAUCCCAGCAGGCAUUGCCGACCGACACGGUGGCCUGAAGAGAGGUGAUCAGCUUCUCUCUGUCAAUGGGGUGAGCGUGGAAGGUGAGCACCACGAGAAAGCUGUGGAACUACUCAAAGCAGCUCAGGGCACAGUGAAGCUGGUAGUGCGGUACACUCCCAAAGUCCUCGAAGAGAUGGAGUCACGUUUUGAGAAAAUGAGGUCGGCGAAACGUCGGCAACAGAACAACUAUCCCCAGUAGGGUUGUUUCAUGUCGACGCCAGUUCUUAUGGCUCUCCCCUUCCAGCCUUCAGGCCAUCUGUUCUGGUCUCUUUCUUAUAUUUAAACUCAAAAACAUUUUAACCUACAUACACACAGUUUUAGUUGAUUGACACAAAAGUAUAUAUGGUGUACUUUCUGCAGCAUUUUAAAUAUUCACCCAUGGUUACUGUCCUGGACACACAGCCAAGGCCAUCUCCGUAACUGGGCAAUAGAUUCAGGCUUGUAUUUUGUACUACAUUGGUCGUGUAAUAGAAAACCUCUAUGGAUGCACAUCCAUUCAAAACGUCUGACUUUGUCCAAAAUAAAGUUUCAGAAACA